Messenger RNA from Orcinus orca (killer whale), 711 nucleotides. It is a transcript of the gene RLN3, whose product is annotated as relaxin 3. NCBI's taxonomy places the organism in Eukaryota, Metazoa, Chordata, Mammalia, Artiodactyla, Delphinidae. The coding region runs from base 409 to 711 and encodes 100 amino acids. The record is from RefSeq and is a predicted model, not a curated record. The transcript has a single exon.
UUAAAUCAAUUAAACAAAUAUACAUAUUUAGAGCAGUGCCUGGCCCCACAGUGCAUACUGUGUAAGCACUCAUUAUUCUUGUUAUUAUGGAGAAGGCCUGGGACCCUAGCAGUAUGGUGGUGAUGGGGGGCUGGCUGUGCCCUCUCUCCCGGUCUGGUGGGGGUCUGGGUUCCUGGUCUCUGCUAAGUGGAGGCCUUCUCACCUCUCUCUGUUGAAGAUGACAGUGAGCUGGACCGCGUCACCGCAUCCCUGGUGAAAGGUUAUCGCUUGGUCCGGGAAACGGGAAAGGUCAGUGCUGGAGGGGUGGAGGGGGCCGCGUGCCUGCCUCCUCUCUGCUAGUGGAGAUAAAGGAGGUCACUUCGCUCCCCCAUGACAGGCAUGACAAGAGGGGGGAGCUAAGAUGUAUAAAUGGGGGGCCAGGAGGCGGUGGCGGCACCAACCACAGGAAGCUGCCUUGCUGUGCCGCCUCUCACAUCUCAGGCAGCCCUGUCCAGCAUGGCCAAACGUCCUCUGCUGCUGCUGCUGGCCAUGGGGGUGCUGGCUGGGGAGCUGUGGACAGAGGCCCAGGCAGCACCCUACGGAGUGAAGCUUUGCGGCCGUGAAUUCAUCCGAGCAGUCAUCUUCACCUGUGGGGGCUCCUGGUGGAGACGGUCAGACAUCCUGGUCUAUGAAGCUAUGGGUGAGGCUGGGGAGGUGCUGUGUGUGUGUUAG